UUUCUCUUUCAUAUUCUUUUCAAAUUCAGCCUCUUCUCCGUUAUCUAUCCUCAAAUCCCAAAACCCCCCAUUUCCACUUCUCUCACCUCACAUUUUGCUUAAAAACUCCAUCUUUGAACUCCAAAAAAAAAAAAAUCCAAAACACUUCAGAUCACAAAAACCCCAUUUCCACUUUCCCUUUUUAUACUUAGAUCUCCACUUCUUUCAUCUCACAUUUGCUUAAAAAUUCAUACUUUGAACCUAAAAACCAAACAAACACCUCAAAUCUCAAAAACCCCAUUUCCACUUUCCCUUAUUAUACUCAGAUCUCCACUUCUUUCAUCUCACAUUUGCUUAAAGAUUCAAUCUUUGAACCAAAAAACCCAACAAAUACCUCAAAUCUCAAAAACCCCAUUUCCAAAUUCCUUUCUUAUACACAAAUUUCCACUUUUUUCACCUCAAGUUUGCUUAAAGAUUCAAUCUUUGAACAAAAACAAGAUUCUUGAUUUUCAGAUGACUUAUGUGAGAUGAAGGAAAAAACACAAACACCCAUUUCCUCUUUAUAUUUUCUCCUCUUUUUAUCCCUUUCUUUAUUAAGUUUAGCCUUUUCUCAGCUCACAAAUGCAGAGUUCAAAGUCUCAAAAUCUGGCCCUUUAACUGAUUUUGAAGCUCAAUACAUCAAACACAGGCAACUUUUGUACUACAGAGAUGAAUUUGGUGACAGAGGUGAAAAUGUCUCAAUUGACCCUUCAUUUGUUUUUGAAAAUAGCAGAAUCAAGAAUGCAUAUAUUGCAUUACAAGCAUGGAAACAAGCCAUAAUUUCAGAUCCUUUCAAUCUUACUGCAAAUUGGGUGGGUCCUAAUGUUUGCAACUACACCGGAAUCUUCUGUGCUCCGGCACUUGACAACCCCAAAAUCCGUACAGUCGCCGGCAUUGACCUUAACCACGGCGACAUUGCAGGGUACCUCCCAGAAGAACUUGGCCUUCUAGUUGAUCUUGGAAUUUUCCAUAUUAAUUCCAACCGUUUUUGUGGUACAAUACCAAAAAAAUUCAAGAAUUUGAAGAUAUUAUUUGAGUUGGAUUUGAGCAACAACAGAUUUGCUGGGAAAUUUCCUUAUGUGGUACUAAGUUUACAUAAGUUAAUAUUCUUGGAUAUAAGGUUUAAUGAGUUUGAAGGUAAUGUACCUUCACAACUUUUUGACAGACCCUUCGACGCCAUUUUCAUCAACCACAACAGAUUCUCGUUCGAAUUACCCGAUAAUUUUGGGAAUUCGCCGGUUUCUGUUAUAGUACUCGCGAACAACAGGUUCCACGGUUGUCUCCCCGCGAGUAUUGGUAACAUGAGUAAUCUGGAAGAAGUUAUUAUGAUGAACAACGGGUUACGUUCUUGUUUGCCUACAGAAAUCGGAAUGUUGAAGAAUUUGACGGUGUUUGAUGUUAGUUUUAAUCAAUUGAUGGGUCCGUUGCCGGAGAAAUUUGGCGAAUUGGUUAAUUUGGAGCAGUUGAAUGUUGCACAUAAUAUGCUAACAGGGUCUAUUCCGAAGAGUAUUUGUCAACUGCCUAAGCUUGAGAAUUUUACAUAUUCUUAUAACUUCUUUACUGGUGAACCGCCGGUUUGUUUGAGAUUGGCGGAGUUUGAUGAUCAACGGAAUUGUUUGCCCAACCGGCCGGUUCAACGGUCCCCGGCUCAAUGCAAGGCGUUUUUGUCUAAGAGGAUUCAUUGUGAUGCUUUCAAAUGUAGGAAAUUUGUUCCGGCUUUGCCACCUCCUCCGCCGCUUUCACCACCUUUGCCUGCCCCUCCUCCACCUGUUGUGGUGCCUAUAUCUCCUCCACCGCCAGUGUUUUCUCCCCCACCACCGGUUUACUCGCCACCACCGCCUCCACCACCGGUUUACUCGCCUCCACCACCUGUUUACUUGCCACCACCUCCGGUUUACUCACCUCCUCCACCGAUUUAUUCCCCACCUCCACCGAUUUACUCGCCUCCACCACCGGUGUAUUCGCCUCCACCACCGGUGUAUUCACCUCCUCCACCUAUUUAUUCGCCGCCGCCGCCACCACCGGUGUAUUCACCACCGCCACCACCACCUGUUUAUUCACCUCCUCCACCAGUUUUCUCUCCACCGCCACCAUCACCUCCUCCACCAGUUAUGUCACCACCACCGCCGACUNUUACCACCAGUUAUAGGAGUUUCAUAUGCUUCUCCUCCUCCACCCCCCUUCUAUUGAUUCUUUAAGAAAAUUUCUCUCUAACUCUAUCCUUAAAACACAAAAUUAUACCUACAGUAGAUUGAAGUUGUGGAGAAUAAAUUUGGCAAAGAAAAGAUUGCAACUUUGCAGGGAAAUUGUAUUGUAUAGAGACGAUCAUAAUCUGGACUAGAAAAGCCAGUUUACAGUGCUUGUUGUAACUGGUUUCCCCUUUUUUUUUGGUGAGUUUUAUUGUUAUUAUCCAGCUUCUUUUUUUUCUUUUAACCUUUUAAUGAAUCAUACUUUGGUUUCUUUGUCUUUUUUUUGGUCUUCCAUAAUAAUAAUAGUAUAGUGAUGAGCAUUUUUUAUUUGUAUUGAUUCUCAGAAUUCAGAUCAGUCCCUUUCUAUUUUUAA
Nicotiana tabacum (common tobacco) is the source of this 2580-nucleotide messenger RNA. RefSeq names its product leucine-rich repeat extensin-like protein 5. NCBI's taxonomy places the organism in Eukaryota, Viridiplantae, Streptophyta, Magnoliopsida, Solanales, Solanaceae. The record is from RefSeq and is a predicted model, not a curated record. Gene Ontology annotation, molecular function: protein binding.